Molecule: messenger RNA, 1071 nt
Organism: Fusarium coffeatum
Lineage: Eukaryota; Fungi; Ascomycota; Sordariomycetes; Hypocreales; Nectriaceae
Exons: 6
Coding region: 1-1071 (356 amino acids)
Molecular function (GO): methyltransferase activity
Source: RefSeq, a predicted model, not a curated record
AUGCCUGCUAGUAGCCCCAAGAGUCAAAGGUCGGCGCCUAGGUCGCCGACUAGUCAGAGGAGUGUUCCUACUGCUGCGCAGAAUAUUGAGGUCGAUACUACCGUGCCCGAGGAGGACGAGGAUGAAAUUGAUCCUGGGCUAGGAACAGAUGCGGAGAGCUCAACUGCUUCCAUCACCUCCAGCAUUCUUCAUUACCGAACCAUCAACGGGCGAACUUACCACAGUGAGAGAGGAAAUGCGGCUUAUUGGGGUUCGAACGAUGAACGCCAGAGCGAGGCUAUGGACAUUGCCCAUCACAUGUUCACCCUAGCCCAGGACGGCGAAUUGCAUCUAGCUCCGCUUGAUAAAGACAUCCAAAAGGUCCUGGAUAUUGGUUGCGGAACAGGAAUUUGGGCAAUUGACUUUGCCGACAAGUUCCCUGGCUGCGAGGUUAUCGGUACCGACAUUUCACCCAUCCAACCCUCUUGGGUCCCGCCGAAUCUGAAGUUCGAAAUCGAGGAUUGUAACCAAGAUUGGACCUUUGCGCCUGAGAGUUUCGACUAUGUCCACUUGAGAUAUAUGGUUGGAUGUAUUCCCGAUUGGAAUCAGCUGUUCGAACAAGCCUACAAGGUUCUCAAACCCGGUGGCUGGGUUGAAUCUUUCGAAGCCUCGCCUACCAUUGAAAGUGACGAUGACACUGUCAAGCCCGACUCGGCGAUGGGUCAGUGGGGACCUAUCUUUAUCAAGGCUUCCAAGAUGAUUGGCAACACUUUUACUGUUGUUGCUGAUGAUCUUCAGAGGAAGGGCGUCGAACACGCUGGAUUUACUGAGAUUAAGCAGUGGGAUUCCAAGCUCCCCUUGAACCCUUUCCCCAAAGACCCUCAUCUGAAAGAGAUUGGUCAAUUUGGCGAGCUCUUCAGCACUCAGGACACUGAGGGAUUUAUUAUGCUUGUCGCAAACACACUUGGCUGGUCGAGAGAGCAAGUUCAUGUCUACAUCGCCCAGUUCCGAAAGGAGAUCCGGGAUAGGAAGAACCAUCAUCCUUAUAUCAAGUUGAAGACAGUCUGGGCCAGGAAGCCUCUCGAAAGUUGA